AGAAGAGAAAAAUUAACUCGUCCAUUUUUGUUUCGUUUUAAAAAAUUUGUUUGAUAACUGAAUAAAAUAAAAAUGCCACGUAUUAUAGUUUGUAUUUUAUUAAUAUUAAUAACUGUGGUACAUGGAAAAUUGCCAAAUAAAAUAUUUGAUGGACAUUUUGUAACUGAAAAUUAUUUUCCAUAUCUUGUAUCAGUUGGAACACCAAUUUUUGGCAGUUGUAGUGGUAGUAUUAUAACACGUCAACAUGUUCUCACAUCAGCUCACUGUGUUUGUCUAAGAAGAAAUAUUGUCGAGACAGAAGUAUUAGUGUUAAGUGGUACAAAUGAUUUGCUCGAUAUAAUAAAUGGUCAAAUUCACGACGUUGAAUUGAUUAUUCUAUAUGAAACUUACGAUCCACCCAGAGAGGUCAAUGAUGAUAUUGCAAUAUUAAAACUUGCUGAUCCAAUUGAAUUUACUAUGUAUCGACGUCCAAUUUCAUUGCCAAGCACUGAUCAUAUUCCUCACGGUGAACAAGUAAUGAUCGGUGGAUGGGGUGUUAUAAGUCUAAAAACAGAUUUUCCAUCACGAUAUUUGAAAUAUAUUUUUUUAAAAAUAUUAAGUGAUAGAGAAUGCCAAGCAUUAUAUCCUUCAGAAAUUGAUUCAACACAUUUUUGUGGUGUUACACCCCAGAGACUAGGAGGUGUUACACAAGGUGACAGCGGUGGACCAGUUGUUUACAAUAAUGAAAUAAUUGGUGUUAUUACCUCUGCUCAAGAUGAGGAUGAAGGACCAGCAACAUCAGUAUUCACCAGAACCUGGCUGUAUAAAUCAUGGAUUACCAAAGUAAUCAAUCAAUAUUAAGAAUUUCGAAAACAAAAAAAAAUUAAAUUC
Molecule: messenger RNA, 870 nt
Organism: Aphidius gifuensis
Lineage: Eukaryota; Metazoa; Arthropoda; Insecta; Hymenoptera; Braconidae
Product: chymotrypsin-2-like
Exons: 4
Coding region: 73-840 (255 amino acids)
Biological process (GO): proteolysis
Molecular function (GO): serine-type endopeptidase activity
Source: RefSeq, a predicted model, not a curated record